Messenger RNA from Diospyros lotus (date-plum), 2356 nucleotides. RefSeq lists its product as uncharacterized. Gene Ontology annotation, cellular component: nucleus. The transcript is spliced from 15 exons. The record is from RefSeq and is a predicted model, not a curated record. Gene Ontology annotation, biological process: nuclear DNA replication. NCBI's taxonomy places the organism in Eukaryota, Viridiplantae, Streptophyta, Magnoliopsida, Ericales, Ebenaceae. The coding region runs from base 286 to 2160 and encodes 624 amino acids.
AGACAGGAGGAGGGAAACUGAAAAGAUUUCAAAACAAACGCUCCCUCUUUCUUGCUUUGUUGCUUUCCUUCAUAUCGUAGCAGUUUCCCGAUCUCGCUAACAUCCUCCAUUCCAUCUCUCCCGUUCUCUCUCCCACAGAUACUGAUAUUCUUCAUUUAGGGCAAUCAAAUACUCGAGCGUGGAGAUUUGGUCGACUACCACUUUCUAGGGUUUUUCUUUCUCUUAAUUUCGGAGCAUAAUUUUACUACACAGAUUUGAUUUGGAGAGUUCGUUUUGUUGUAAAACAUGGCAAAUGUUGCCACUCAGGGCCCUGUUUCUUCCGACCCACUCCAUAUUGGUACCGCAGUUAAGAGGAAGACUCCUUCGGAGUUGAGGGGAGAACAGUUGAAGCGAAAGACUGUAAUGGAGCUUGUUGAUGACUCGAGACCUUCUGGAUUUGGUACUCAGAAGAACACCACUAGGAUUAUCUGUGGCCUUAAGAAACCGGAUGGAUUGAAGAACCCAAGGUACGUUGAUGUUCGAAUGGACGAAGUGUAUCCUGUCAGAAAAAACAGCAUCAGGUUUAGGAUGCUUUCUGGGAAAGAAAAUGCAAAGGAGGAAAACAGCCCCAUGGAGCACGCAAGCAGCCUAAAGAGUUGCUCUGUUCCUCCAGAUUCAGCUGUCAAAAGUCUGCCAAAGAUUUCAUGUCUGCAGGAUUCUAUUGCUUCAAGUGCAGUUACCAGAAACAGUAAAUUGCAGGCUACUGAAAAUUGUGGUGAGAAUACGUUCCGUACUGUUACUGACCUGUCAUCAGGUGGAGAAAAGCUGUCUGGCCUGGAAACUGUUGAUAUGGAUAAGGUUCUGAAAGGACUGGUUGCUCAUGAACCUACUCCCUUGUCCGGUUUAGCUUCUGAUUCUUCUAAAAGAUGUGAAUUUACAUCAGAAAGUUUGUGCUUUGAAUUUUAUAUUCCUGGCCAAAAGGCUCCCCUAGAUUUUACAUUGAAAACAACAAUGCGGGUGAUGUCUUCUUCGUCUGUAAAUUGGUUUCAUAGGUUAAUUACUAGUGGUGCUUGUAAUGGUGUACCCCAGUUUGCUAUUGCCUCUCAGGGUAGUCAAAAGAUAAGCUGCUCAGCUGAACACACGUCUACUACUCAAAUGCCAAGAGCUUUAAGUUCAUGGGUGUACCCACAGUCUUCUCUACCUCCUUCUGUUAUAUCAGCAUUGACCCUAUCUGCAGCAGAAGGAGUCCAAAUGGACUUUUUAAACAAACGCCAACUAGCAUGGGAAGAUGCAUUUCGGAGUCUCUACUACAUGUUCAGGAAGAGCAUGUGCAACAUUUUUUAUGUCUGCACAGCACAGUUUGUUGUAAUGUUUAUUGCUGGUGAUCGUACAAAAGGAAGUAAGUGUGCAUGCAAUGCAUAUGUAUCUCGGUCCACAAGAAGUCUAAGGUCUUUGCUAAGGGAGCAGGAUAUUCAUUUCUCGAUGCCACUUUGCCAUUCUCAAGUUGAGACAAUUAAUACAGAAGAUCUCGUUGAGCUCUCAGAGAUGGAGAAACAUAAUCUGGGCCAGAUUCGACGACUCAGUACCAUCUCUGAUGUGGAUAAUAGCUCGCAGUCUUGUCUUGCAUUCAUAGGAAAUGAGAAUGUACAUGGGUUAUAUGAUUUUUUAUUAAACUAUAGAUUUUUCUUAACAUCUAUGACUGGAGUUGAUGUUCCUGUUUUAUAUUCACCAGUUCCAUUUCAGAAUGGUGCCCUUUCUUCUCCUGAGGUUAGAUGCAAGGAAGUGAGGAGGGCUGAUAACAUUUCUUUUCUUCUAAAGGAGUCCAACAUGAAUGAUGAAUUAAAUAAAGUUUCAUCUGCUGGUUUCUGCUAUAGCAUUGAAAUCAGGGAUGCUUAUCUUCCGCCAUGGGUAAUUUCUAGUGUCUGUGAAGUCAUAGGCUCUGAGGGAAUGAGCUUUGAAGUGAGUUUUGUUACCGAAUCCAAUUCGAGUGGCUUGAAUGUUGGCCUUGAAACCAUUUGCCAGAACUUUUCUACUUAUUCAACUGAAGGCGAAAGCUUGCAAGAAGGCAGCACCUCGUUUGGCAUUCCAAACACCAUUCUAUGUCCACGCCUGUCUUCUUCUUUUCUGAAUGGGUUGAAGUACUGUGAUGGUUCUUAUACAGCUUCUGCCACACCUGUUUGAAUAUGUUACACUCAAUUCGCCGUUGGUCAAGCAGUGAGCUGAGCUCGUCGUUUCAUUUCAUCAAUUUUUCUGUUUACUUGAGCCUGAUUUUGUGUCAUUUAAAUGUUUUGAGAAUGCUUGCUGAAAACAUAGUUUAUUAAUUGAAAAAGAUAGUGCUAGAAAUAGUUAACGGGCCGAUUCCCCAGCUUUCUGUUCA